Blastocystis hominis is the source of this 600-nucleotide messenger RNA. RefSeq lists its product as hypothetical. Gene Ontology annotation, biological process: peptidyl-serine dephosphorylation. The record is from RefSeq and is a predicted model, not a curated record. The transcript is spliced from 4 exons. Bases 1 to 600 code for a protein of 199 amino acids. NCBI's taxonomy places the organism in Eukaryota, Bigyra, Opalinata, Blastocystidae. Gene Ontology annotation, molecular function: protein serine/threonine phosphatase activity.
AUGUCGCAAACGUUGGAGAUCUCUCUCCAGAUGCUGGAUGAGUGGAUUCGGGGGGUGUCAGAGUGCCAGCUCCUCUCGAAACCGGAGGUGGAGAAGUUGUGUGAGAAGGCGAAGGAGAUAUUGGCUGAAGAGUCCAAUGUGCAGCCGAUAAGCUGCCCUGUAACGAUUUGCGGAGAUAUACACGGUCAGUUUCGGGAUUUAAUCGAGUUGUUUAAAAUCGGUGGGACGAUCCCAAAUACAAACUAUAUUUUUAUGGGAGACUUUGUAGAUCGUGGUUUUCACUCUGUUGAAACGAUUACGCUUCUGAUAUUGCUCAAAGUUCGAUAUCCCGAUCGUAUUUGGCUUCUCCGUGGGAACCACGAAGCCCGCCAAGUGAAUAUAUCCUGCGGUUUUUUUGACGAGUGUAUUCGUAAGUAUGGAGAUUCCUCCGUCUGGAAGUGCUUCAACGACCUAUUCGACUAUCUUACUAUUUCUUCCCUUGUUGAGAACGAGGUUUUUGUGGUUCACGGUGGUCUUUCGCCGUCUAUUCAGUCCAUCGACCAGAUCCGAGCGAUUGACCGUGUAGUCGAAGUGGAUUCUAUAUCCUAUAUUGUAUUGUGA